CAAUGGCUAUUCGCGGCAAAUCUAGGAUCUAGCGAUCCUUUUCUGGACCGUGCUUGGAACAAGCAUCUGCCCCCCGCAAGCAAUAACGGGCGGGAAACAUAUCUAGGUUAAGUUUGUUGCUCUCCGAGUUGCCAUAUUCCCCAUUCCUACUUUCACUUCGUCUUUCUGACAUUAUUGCAUUCCUUCCACGUGCCUUGUAUUCCAGUACAUUAUUCCCUUGGAUCAGGCGGAUAUUCGAUUUUAUGACGUAGCGAGCUCCUUUAAAGAGAGCCAAGAGAGGCACAUGACGGAAGUUAGAAAUCGCGAAUCGCCUCCUCCGACUCCCACCGCAUCCUCCCUUCACUCGGACCCAGAAUGUCCUCCCUCGAGGCGAAGAUCGUCGUCCUCGGCGCGCAGGGCGUCGGCAAGACCUCUUUAGUCACGAGAUACUGCAAAGGCGCCUUCAACCCAUCGCAGACCACAUCUACCGUCGGUGCGAGCUUCGUGACGAAGCGUGUUGUUGAUGCCGACACCGACACCGUCGUCCGGCUCCAGAUAUGGGACACAGCCGGGCAAGAACGGUUCCGCUCCAUCUCCCGCCUCUACUACCGCGGCGCCAACGCCUGCAUCCUGUGCUAUAGCAUCACCGACGCGCAAUCCUUCGCCGAGAUGGGCAUAUGGCUGACCGAGCUGCGGCGCAACCUGCCGUCCGACAUCGUGCUGCACGUGGUCGGCACCAAGGCCGACAUGGUGACGCGCGACCCGUCCAAGCGCGAGGUCCCCUUCGAGCGCUGCAUCGCCUACGUCGCCGAGAACCUCGCCCCCGGACUGGGCUCGACGCCGCCCCCGACGGCCACGCCGAUGGGCCAACACGUCGCGUGGGCGGGCGGCGGCGGCGGGUUCCCGGCCGGCAGCAGCCAGCCGCAGAGCGCGGAGCCGCGGAGCCCGAGUAGCAAGCGGAGCUCCGGGUUCUGGGGCCAGGAGGUGGGCUGGGACGCGUGCCACGAGAUCUCGGCCGAGAGCGGCGAGGGCGUCGAGGAGGUGUUCCGCGUCGUGACGAGGAAGCUGGUCGAGCAGAGCCGAAAGACGCAGCAGGGCCUGCUGGCUGCUACGGCGAGCCUGCUGGCAGUGCCCCGCGGCGGCGGCGGGCACGGCGGCGAGGGCGAGGGCGGCGGCGCGGGCGCGGACGGUGGUGCGGCCGCCUACUUCGACGCCGUGAAUCCCAGGGGGAGCUUCCGGGUCGGGAGGGACAGGAGGAGCUGGUUCUCACCGGCGUUGACCAUCGACCAGCCUGCCCGGGGGGCCGAUCAAGGACACGAGGAUCGUGCCGGGAAGGCGAAUCGGAGGUGCUGCUAGUUGUCCCGGUGGACCACCUCGCUAUUUGGUUGGGUCCGAGGCACCUGGAUUGAGCAGAGUCCUCCUGUUGAGGGGAUUUGAAGUG
Molecule: messenger RNA, 1420 nt
Organism: Phialemonium atrogriseum
Lineage: Eukaryota; Fungi; Ascomycota; Sordariomycetes; Cephalothecales; Cephalothecaceae
Product: rab type ras
Exons: 2
Coding region: 355-1335 (326 amino acids)
Biological process (GO): intracellular protein transport
Cellular component (GO): endomembrane system
Molecular function (GO): GTPase activity; GTP binding
Source: RefSeq, a predicted model, not a curated record